AUGGGGGCAGACAGGACCUCACCUCUGUGUGGCUUUAGCCUUCUUCAGAGCUGCUGCUGGGGCAGAAGCAGAAGGGUCCAGCCUGAGGCAUCGCGACCAGAGGCCUUCCCUCACCCUCACAGACUUCAAACAGAAGGCAACCGUCUAGGAACCAAUCGACCAUUUUCACAGAAGUUUGGUUCUACUGUAGGGACAUUGCCUCAGCUCGAGCCUCCGGUGGUCCAGGUGGUGGUCAGCAAUGCCAAACACCAGCAUCACCAGUCAGACACCAUCCUGCCCCAACUUGCCAACAAGGGGGUCCAAAACAACUGCCAAACACACUCAGAUGAAAGGCCGAAGCCCAUCCAGCAGUUUACCAAGCGGUUCGGAACAGCGAUGGAGAACCUGUCAGACUCCCGCAGCACAAAGAGUCUUGGCAACAAGCUGGAGAGGGAGAAAACGAUUGAUGGACCGAGGAUGCCCAUGUCUCCCUUAGAGGCACUGAAGAACUUCCAGGACAGGCUCACUGAGUUUGAGCAGGAGGAGAUUAUGGACUACGCAGAGACCUGGUUCCUGGGUCUGGGCUCCCAGAAGAUAGAGGCCUCCCACAGCACACCGCAAAACUCUGGAUUUGACGAUGAACAUGGAAGCUACAUCAGGGUCCUGCAUGACCACGUUGCCUAUAGGUAUGAGGUACUGGAGGUCAUCGGAAAAGGCUCCUUCGGUCAGGUUUUAAAAUGUAUGGACCACAAGAACAAUGAGCUGGUAGCCAUUAAGAUGAUACGCAAUAAGAAAAGGUUUCAUCAUCAGGCUCUCGUUGAGCUGAAGAUCCUGGAUGCAGUGAAGAGGAAGGACAAAGACAACCUCCACAACGUCAUUCACAUGAAGGAGUACUUCUACUUCCGCAAUCACCUUUGCAUCUCUUUUGAGCUUCUCGGGGUCAACCUAUAUGAGCUGAUCAAGAAAAACAACUUCCAGGGUUUCAGUCUGGCCCUCAUUCGCCGUUUCGCCCAUGCUCUUCUCAGGUGCCUCCAGAUGCUGAACAGAGAGAAGAUCAUUCACUGCGACCUCAAACCGGAAAACAUACUUUUGUCUCAGAGAGGCCAAGGGAACAUCAAGGUGGUUGACUUUGGAUCUAGCUGCUAUGAACAACAGAGGGUGUACACCUACAUUCAGAGCCGUUUCUAUCGCUCCCCUGAGGUCAUCCUGGGUCACCCUUACAGUAUGGCCAUUGACAUGUGGAGUCUGGGCUGCAUCUUGGCCGAGCUCUACACAGGCUACCCCCUCUUCCCUGGAGAGAGCGAGGUGGAGCAGAUAGCAUGCGUCAUGGAGGUUCUUGGGAUUCCUCCAGAUGAUUUUGUACAGACGGCGUCUCGGAAAAGGUUGUUCUUCGACUCCAAAGGAAACCCAAGGAACAUCACUAAUAGCAAGGGCAAGAAGCGGAAACCCAACUCCAAGGAGCUGUCGACUGUAUUGAAAACUAAUGAUGCUUUGUUUUUAGACUUCAUCAAACGCUGCCUGAGUUGGGAUCCAACUAAGCGUAUGACUCCAGAUGAAGGCUUGCAGCAUGAGUGGAUUCUGGAGGGCAAUUUCAACAAAGUGCGUCCCAAAACGAGACCAUCACUUAGCAAGGCCUCAGAGAGCAUAAGCAGCACUGAAAACACCUUCGAUCACAGUUACCGCAAACCACCAACAAGCAGGGGCAGUUCUGAGAGUAACACCAACGACAAACUAAAGAGGGACAGUUCUGCAGGUCGCAUAAAGAUGGCACCUGCCGAGCGCCUGCGGCCUAUUGGGGCCUCAGCAGAAGAGGAGGUGUGUGAAAGUGGGACUCGGGUCGCCGUAGACACCAAGCAACAGGGCAGAGGAGGAGAAAGGCCCGUUCACAUCAUCAUUAAGUCUCAACAGGAAGGUGGGAUGGACAAAGAAGACAGCCAGGAAGCUUCUCCGUAAAGAAGCGUGUGCGUCCCGUGCUCUAUUGUGAGGGUUUUGGGGAGGGGCUAUCUGUAUAACUAGCAAAUAGGGACAUCUCAAGGUCAAGCUAAUCUUUAUUGUCCCCAAGGGGCAAUUUGUUGCACAGCCAUCAGUGAAUACAAUCAUCAUCAACGAUCAACACACACCAAUCAACAAACAAACAAUUCACACAAUUUAAUGUUGUUCUACUGGUGUUGGUUCGGCAAGAAUUCAUUUUUUCCGAUGUUCGCCAUUUGCAUGAUAGUGUGGUCAGUCAUCCUAUUGCACUUCAUGUCAUAAAGGUGUCAAGCUGUGGCUGUGGUCACAAAUCAGAAAAGCUACUGUACAUUUUGCGUUCUUCUAAAACUUGUUGGGUUUUUAAAAAAACACCAAGCCAUCUGCCACAGAAAAGUCGACACGUCAAGCCCCAGUUCAGAUGAUAAAAACAGGAACCAUGUCAGUUCAAAUCCCCGUGUUACCUCCGGCUUGGUCGGGCGUCCCUACGGACACAAUUGGGCGUGUCUAUGAGUGGGAAGCCGGAGGUGGGUAUGUGUCCUGGUCGCCGCACUAGCGCCUCCUCUGGUUGGUCGGGGUGCCUGUUCAGGGGGAGGGGGAACUGGGGGGAAUAGCGUGAUCCUCCCACGUGCUACAUCGCCCUGGCGAAACUCCUCACUGUCAGGUGAAAAGGAGCGGCUGGAGACUCCGCAUGUAUGGAGGAGGCAUGUGGCAGUCUGUAGCCCUCCCCAGAUUGGCAAAGGAGGUGGAGCAGUGACCAGGAUGGCUUGGAAGAGUGGGGUAAUUGGCCAAUACA
Molecule: messenger RNA, 2743 nt
Organism: Lampris incognitus (smalleye Pacific opah)
Lineage: Eukaryota; Metazoa; Chordata; Actinopteri; Lampriformes; Lampridae
Gene: dyrk4
Product: dual-specificity tyrosine-(Y)-phosphorylation regulated kinase 4
Biological process (GO): peptidyl-serine phosphorylation; peptidyl-threonine phosphorylation
Cellular component (GO): nucleus
Molecular function (GO): protein serine/threonine kinase activity; protein serine/threonine/tyrosine kinase activity; ATP binding
Source: RefSeq, a predicted model, not a curated record